AUGUUAUUAAUCUGAAAAAAAAAACAUUUUAGAUUAGUAAUGCUGACAUGGAAAUUAUAAGUGUGGAUGCCAGCUAUGGAGGAGCUACUCAUGACUCCUUCAUUUGGACAAAUCAUCCCCUAAGACAGCAUUUAGAACAGUUAAGCAGAAAUGAGUCCAUUAGAUUUUUUUUUUUUAAUAUUAUUAUUAACAUGCUCCUUUCAGGAUAUGCUCUUAGAAAGUAUAUAAUGACUCCCAUUACAAAUACUGUCCCAGGGUCACAAGAAGCACAUUACACCAGUGUACAUGUGAGGACAAGAAAUGUGAUUGAGAGGACAAUUGGACUCUUGAAAGCUAGAUUCCGUUGCCUGCUUGUACACACUGUACGUCAUUAUGCCCCAGAGGUGGCAGCAUCUAUAGUGAAUGCUUGUGUGGUAUUGCAUAAUAUGACGGUAAAGUCUAAAAUACCAGCACCAACACUCACUGAUGAAUAUGCUACAUCAGAGGGCACAAUGCAGCUCCAUCAUACUCACCAUGAUCUGUCUCAGUCUUCAAGUGCAGAAUUAAAUGAAGGUUUAGCUGCCAGGCGCGCCCUCGUUUCUCGCCUCUGGAGUUCUCGAGCUUCUACAAAUAAAAAAAAUAUAGAUUACUCUGAGAAGCACUAUAAUGUCUAAAGUGGUAGACAUUAGGCAUUAUAGUUCUUAGCAUUAUUUCGUUUAUAGACAGAACAAUAAUUUUAAAUGUAUUAUAUAAAUAGUUUAUUUCAUUACUUCUAAUUGCAUUUUUAAUAUAAUUAAUUAUAUUACUUUGAUAAAAAGUCUAUUAUUAUUCAUAGAAUUUUAGUUGAUAUAACAAAACAGAAAUAUUGUUUGAGUUUUUAUAUGUCUACUGUAUGUUCUCCAUAAAUUUGUAAUAAACACCAAAUAUUCUCUUAGAUAAAUAAAAUAUGUAAAAAAUAAUAUAUUUAAAAAAUAAUACAAUGAAAAUCCUGAAAUAAUGUUGUUGUUUUACCUGUUAA
Messenger RNA from Galleria mellonella (greater wax moth), 997 nucleotides. RefSeq lists its product as uncharacterized. Lineage: Eukaryota; Metazoa; Arthropoda; Insecta; Lepidoptera; Pyralidae. The record is from RefSeq and is a predicted model, not a curated record. The coding region runs from base 48 to 653 and encodes 201 amino acids. The transcript has 2 exons.